AUGUGGCGUAAUGCUGUUUCUAACAGGGAGCAAAGGACGAACAGCCAGUCAACAGCACAGUGUUCCCCUUCUGCCAGCGACGACAUACGCCCGCCAUUGGCCCUGAGUGAUCCGGACGCCCCCCCGCCAUCCGAGCUGAGCCUCGACGACUUCCGUCUCCCUUCACCGCUGAUCAGCGACGCAGGAUCCCUAAGGCUCGCCGUGUCCGCGGUGAAUAUUACAAGCGCGGACCACAACGAUAUCGUAGAUGACGCACACAGCCGGCGAGAUGACGGCUACUUCUCGAGAAAAACAUGCUCGCGCGCUAGCUUCUCAAGCAGAAUGGCUGAAAAUGGGUCUACUGUCUGCUGGGCAUCUGAACAAGCGGUCCAAUGGGUCGUCGAGCGGGAGCGGGUUCUGAACAGCAGGGUGCAAGAGGCUGUGAAUGCCGCAGAAGAAACUCUGGCUGAACUCUUACAACUUGAGUCGCAUUUGAGCAACGCAGGCUGUCAAGAAGUCCAAGACGAGGUGGUCAACUCCAUGGCACAGCGAGCAAAACCUUCUCUCGCCGCCCCUGGGCACGGUAAGGUUUCGUUCACUAUCGAGAAGCAUCCUGAGGAUAGAGACCCAAUGCGACCAGGAACCCCUGGGUCGAAUCCAAUCCGUGUCGACGGUUAUUUCGCGGAUGACGAGGAUGAGAGUCCCGCAGCUCUGACAAGAAGAAAGACUCGGUGCUCCGGAAGACCGUCAUGUCCCGCUCCUGCUCCAGAAAUGACGGAGCCGCUCCAGAGCCCGGGUUAUGUUCUGCGGGCUCUCAAAUCUUCAGAAAUAUGGGAUGAGGAUGCGCCUGCUGAGCCCGUCCUCCAUGCACCUACGCCGCUGCGUCCGGUGAGAGAGCUCGAUUUACUCCUCGCAGGACAUGACAGUACGACAGAGAUCGGAAAGGAGCUGGAGAGAGUUAACAAAGAGGAGAAAUGGUACCCGGUUUUUGAAAAGUGA
Messenger RNA from Diaporthe batatas, 978 nucleotides. RefSeq lists its product as uncharacterized. Bases 1 to 978 code for a protein of 325 amino acids. The transcript has a single exon. Lineage: Eukaryota; Fungi; Ascomycota; Sordariomycetes; Diaporthales; Diaporthaceae. The record is from RefSeq and is a predicted model, not a curated record.